AUGAUAACUCUUCGUGACUUAUCAAAUAUUGCUGCUUCUGCGUGCAAAAGUGAUACCCGAAAUAAUUUAACAAGCUUUGUUAAGACUUUAAAGGAAAAAUACAAUGCUAAUGUAGAUGUUUUAAUGGAUGCAGAAAAUAAUUUACAAGGGCUUUUUUUCCAAGAUGUUUCAAUGCAUAGUGUUUACAAUGCAUAUCCUGAAUUUUUAUGCAUGGAUGCAACUUAUAAAUUAUUAGAAAUUCGUUUGCCAGUAUAUAUUCUGCUAUGUGAAGACGGAGCUGGUGAAAGUGAAAUAGCAGCUGUCGGUUUGCUUGCACGUGAAGAUGCUGCAUCUCUGAGUUGGUUCAUUGAAAGAUUCAAGAGUUAUAAUAUUUCUUGGCCAAAGACAAAUGUUUUCAUGACAGAUAAAGACUUGAACGAAAGAGAUGUAUUGCGUGGUGCUUUUCCAGGGGUAUCUCUAUUACUCUGUUUAUUUCACACCCUUCGAACUUUUAGUCGUGAAAUUACAACUGCCAAGCUUGGGAUUACAAGUGGGGAAAGAAUUUCAUCUCUUGAGUUUAUUCAGAAAUUGGCCUAUGCUACCUCAGAGAAAAAUUAUGACGAACUAUAUAGACUAUUUGUUUCAUCAGCUCCAUCCACUGUUAUAGAUUAUUAUAACAACAAUUGGCAUAAUAUUCAUGAUGAGUGGGUUUUUGGUCUAAAAUUUGUGAGCAGAAACCUCAUGAACAGCACUAAUAACCGGCUAGAAAAUUUCAAUGGAAAGUUAAAAGAAGUCAUUGACUGCAAUAGCUCUUUAGAAAACUUUCUUGAUAAAUUCUAUGUUGUUCUAACAUCAAUGCGCAAUGAAAGAGAUCAUAGGACCAUUUUUCAAAUGCAAAAAGUUUCUGUUGAUGUGUUUGAUCCUAAUUCUGCUGAGGCAGCUUAUAAAAAAGUUUUGACAUUGUAUGCUGCUCGACAUGUUCUAAAACAAAUGAGCUUGUUUAAAGAAAUUAUAUUGUUACCAGGAGAACAUGGCCAGUUCAUAGUAAACAGCCAUGAAGGUAGUCAUAUAGUGACUUCAAAUUUUUGUUCAUGCAUGUUUCGAAAGUCAAUGAACUUACCAUGUCGACACAUAUAUGCUGCUCGCCAGUUGCUUGGGAUAAAUUUAUUCGAUACUGAGUUGUGUUCUGAGAGGUGGACAUUAAAGUACUAUCGUCAACAUCAACGGGCCUUUAGUACCCAAGUCACGGAUGGAAAGCCUGGAGCUGUAGAUUUUCAUGUUGCUCCAAAAGUAAAAUUGCAUUCUCAGCAUGAGAAGUUUAAACUUGCCAUACAGGAGACCACUUCUUGCUACCCUUGUAUCUGAGUCCACAGGUCAGACACUUGAACAACGUCU
Messenger RNA from Hydra vulgaris (swiftwater hydra), 1374 nucleotides. RefSeq lists its product as uncharacterized. Gene Ontology annotation, molecular function: zinc ion binding. NCBI's taxonomy places the organism in Eukaryota, Metazoa, Cnidaria, Hydrozoa, Anthoathecata, Hydridae. The record is from RefSeq and is a predicted model, not a curated record.